Messenger RNA from Anopheles maculipalpis, 1054 nucleotides. Its product is annotated as splicing factor YJU2. The record is from RefSeq and is a predicted model, not a curated record. The transcript is spliced from 3 exons. NCBI's taxonomy places the organism in Eukaryota, Metazoa, Arthropoda, Insecta, Diptera, Culicidae. Bases 20 to 1054 code for a protein of 344 amino acids. Gene Ontology annotation, biological process: mRNA splicing, via spliceosome. Gene Ontology annotation, cellular component: U2-type catalytic step 1 spliceosome.
UACAAAUUUUACCUUAACAAUGUCGGAAAGAAAAGUUUUAAACAAAUAUUACCCACCCGACUUUGACCCGUCGAAAAUCCCGCGGGUGAAGCUACCAAAGAAUCGGCAGUACACCGUUCGGUUGAUGGCUCCAUUCAAUAUGCGUUGCGUUACCUGUGGCGAGUACAUUUACAAGGGGAAGAAAUUCAACGCCCGCAAGGAGGAUGUGGAAAAUGAAGACUACCUUGGCAUCCGCAUAUAUCGAUUCUACAUCAAGUGCACCCGCUGUCUGCAAGAAAUUUCAUUCAAGACAGAUCCACGCAACACAGACUACGAGAUUGAGGCGGGUGCGACACGUAACUUUAUGGCCCUGAAGCUGGCCGAAGAGCAGGCCCGCCGGGAGGAGGAAGAAGCGCGCGAAGAGGAAGCGACCAAUCCGAUGAAGCUGCUCGAGAACCGCACGCAGCAGUCACGGAACGAGAUCGAGCUGCUGGAAUCGUUAGAAGAGUUGCGUGAUUUGAACCGCCGGCAGCAGGACAUCGAUUAUGACAGUAUGCUGCAGCAGUUUGAUCGUACGGAGAGUAUCCGCGAGCGAGAGGAACGGCAGGAGCGACAGGACGAGGAGUUUAUCAAGUCAGUGAAAUUCCAAACCAAAUCUGGUGUGAAGCGCGUUGCGACAGAAAUAAUUGUCGAAGAGGUCAAGGAAGAAGCCCCAGACGCAUCCACUUCAACGGUGGAAGGUAAUAAACCGAGCAGCUCUAAAUCCACCAUCGCCACUGCAUCGAUAGCCAGCACGGCCACCACCACCGGUCCAACUUUUACAAGCAGCAAGGCCCGCAAGCUGGACAAUAUUAGUAUCGGCGUGAAAAAGACAGCGCUGAACAAUUUGGUUGUAAAAAAGAAAGAAAUGCCACCACCGAAAGCGCCACCGCCAGUAUCAGUGCCGCUGGCGCCCGUAGUUUCGUCCGUAUCAUCACAGGACACGAAAGCUGCAGCGACGGGAAGUGUUGGUAUCGGAAGCUUAGGGCUGCUCGGUGCUUAUUCUGACAGUGACGAAGGCUCGGAUGAGAAUUAA